ACAGCACAGUAGCAAGGAUAUGUCCGUGUUUUCUCGCCCUUCGUCCCCAUGUCCGCUCCUCGCUCUUCACUCACCACGUCAGCUUUCUUGUACGCCCAGCCCCCAGACCUCUAUACAAAACGGCCUGGAUCGUACUCUUUUCCCGCUCACCUUAGGAUCUAUUUUCUUACCCCCAUUCCUGACCAUCGGGACAAAGGUACCCUUCUCUUGGCAUUCAUUAGCAACUGCGUAGCUUGAAGCAGGCAUACGACUCGGCUUACAUUCCUACCGUAGAACCAGCGACCAAAACUGACAGUACUGCACGAAGUGACUGGCUGAGUUGAGCUCAUACCACUGCCAGCAAACUCAGGUUUCCCGCGCAUCACUGAUCCCCAUGAAGACAUUCGCGGUUCUUUUCCUUCUCCUCCUCGUGGUUUCAACCUGGACCGUCGCGCCCACAUACGCUGCGCGCAUAUUAGCGGCCACGUCGGACUCGCCGGCUCUCGGGGCAGGGGAGCUCAUAUCGACGUACAUGGGAGUCGGAGGCUCCUCUGGCGAAAUUACUACCAGCACUACUCGCUCUGUUACCGACGACCCCGGGUCGCUGACUCCAAAUCCGAGUCGCACGCGGCGCGUUCUACAGAGCGACCUCCUGUACGAGGAUGAGGAGGAUAACGGUGACGGCGGAUGGAGCGGCGACGACUCGGGAAGCGGGUGGGAAGGCCCCCAUGCCGACUGGGGCUACGUCGGCUCGACUGACACGGGCGGAAGCACGGAGCCUUGGACGGGCGACUCGUCGGGAGACGACUCUUCAACGGACGACUCGAUAACGGACGACUCGAUAACGGACGACGGAAGCAGCGGGGACGGCGGCGGCGGCGGCUUCUGGGAAGAUCUCUGGAACAAGUGGGGGUGGGACUCCGACUCGUCUGACUCCGGCUCGUCCGACGAGCCAGACCCCGGAACGGACUGGGGCGACGAUGGCGGCAGCAGUGGGUGGACGGGCGACUCGUCGAACGACGGCAGUGGUGGGGGAGGCGACGAUUGGUCGGGCGAUGGGUCGGACGACGGGUCGGGUGGCGAUGAUUGGUCGGGUGUCGGGGGAAACGAUGAUUGGUCGGGCGACGACGGGUCUGGUGAUGGGUCUGGCGAUGGAUCUGGCGACGGGUCUAACGGCGGCGGAUCGAGUGGAAAAGGAUGGGGAAAUCCGUACCCUGGGUAUGGCUGGAUCGGCUCGACUGAUACAGGUGGCAGCACGGACAGCGGUGAGGACACACAGUAUCGCAGCAUGUACCGACGAUGGCAGUAGUAGCAGUGCCCCCCUGACGUCCCCACUUCCGUGCUUUUAAUUUUUAUCAAAAGCUGGCCCACAUGCCUGGGGAUUGCAUGUGGUUGUGCCAGCUCUGCUUGGUAACGCACCUGAGACUGGGGGCUGCAAGUAUCAUGCAGGGGGUAAUGAUGCUGCAUGGUAGGCUGCAAUUGAAGAAAUAACUAGCACCAACGUUGUACGUGAAGGUGCUACGGAUGAUAUUUUUGGUGUGGUUCUUAUUUGAUACGGGGAUGUGUGUUCUUGGCUGGAGUUCAGAGUUGAAGUGUAACCAUUUAGUUCUACGUUA
Molecule: messenger RNA, 1595 nt
Organism: Closterium sp. NIES-67
Lineage: Eukaryota; Viridiplantae; Streptophyta; Zygnematophyceae; Desmidiales; Closteriaceae
Source: the annotation of a GenBank genome assembly